ACCAUAAAAGUUAAGAAUGACUUCGGCCACGGUAAGAAAUGUGCCACUGCUUGAUGACGAUACCAUCCCAUUUGGCGAGGAAGAUGAUAUGCGAGAUCCAAAUGCUGGAGUAAAGAAAUAUUCGCACCCAUACGUCACAUUCUUCCAUCUAUUCUUUCGCAGUGCAGCGAUUGUGAUAUAUAUGUUUUGUGGAUGGUUCAGUGAUUCCUUCAUCACAAGUUUUGUUUUUGUGGUAUUAUUUCUGUCGGCUGACUUUUGGACUGUAAAGAAUAUUACCGGUCGUCUUCUAGUUGGCUUGCGCUGGUGGAAUUACGUGGAUGACGAGGGUGUAUCACAUUGGCUAUACGAAGCUAAAAAGGGAAACGUAAACAAUCACGAGGCGCGUAUAUUCUGGUUGGGAUUAAUAUUGUGUCCAGUUUUUUGGAGUCUCUUUUUUAUUGUUGCUUUGUUCGGAUUGAAAUUCAAGUGGCUGCUGUUGGUAAUGAUCGCCCUUGCCCUAAACGGUGCAAAUUUAUACGGGUACGUUAAAUGUAAUUUUGGAGCCAACAAGGAUUUGAAUUCUGCUGCCACCGACUUUGUAAAGACCCAAAUUUUCAAAAACGCCAUGGACAUUAUGACAAAGCCGAGCACCCAACCUACUACUGCACGACCCACUGGUGUAAUAUAAUAC
Molecule: messenger RNA, 670 nt
Organism: Musca vetustissima
Lineage: Eukaryota; Metazoa; Arthropoda; Insecta; Diptera; Muscidae
Exons: 4
Coding region: 17-667 (216 amino acids)
Biological process (GO): vesicle-mediated transport; protein secretion
Cellular component (GO): Golgi membrane
Source: RefSeq, a predicted model, not a curated record